Molecule: messenger RNA, 2034 nt
Organism: Humulus lupulus (European hop)
Lineage: Eukaryota; Viridiplantae; Streptophyta; Magnoliopsida; Rosales; Cannabaceae
Exons: 5
Coding region: 1-2034 (677 amino acids)
Source: RefSeq, a predicted model, not a curated record
AUGUUUAGGAAAAAUAAGGUUGGUAUUGGUGGUUUAAUGGAAACUAAGUUGCAAGGGAGGAAAAUUGACGAGUUCAUGGAACAUAGAUUUCCUAAUUGGGACUAUUUUUCUAGCCCAAACACAGAAGUUGAUACAAGGAGGAGCCUGUGGCGUGAUCUAUCUCGUAUAUCUCUUUCUGUCAAUGCUUGGAUGGUCAUUGGGGAUUUUAAUGCACCAUUUUCAGCUGGUGAUAUAUCUAGUGGCUGCCCUAUAGCUAGCUCUGAAUUGGGGGAUUCUAUUGGGUGGAAAUCUAUUGCUAAAGUAGAGGCUAUUAAAAGUAUGGGUUCUUACUUCACAUGGACAAAUAAUCAAGAUGGUUUAGCUAGGAUCUAUUCCAAAAUUGAUCAUGCAAUUAAUGAAGAUUGGCUGGAUGUUUUUCCUCAAAGUUUGGCUGUUUUUCAAUGGGAGGUGGUGUCGGAUCAUUGUUCAUGCAUUGUUUCUAAUAUUGCCUUGAAGUCUAUGGGAACUAAACUUUUCAAGUAUUAUAAUUUUUGGUCCAGUCACCCGGAUUUUAAUCAAUUAGUAUUGAAGAGCUGGAAUGCCCCUGUGCAAGCAUCUGGUUUGAAGGCUAUUUUUGCUAGGCUUGUUCGGCUGAAACAUCAACUUAAGAAGCUUAAUAGGGACUGGUUUGGGGAUGUGGGUCUAGGCUAUCAAGUGGCUAUGGAAGCUCUUCAAACUGCCCAGUUUCAAGCUCAAGCGAGGCCUCUCGACUUUCAGUUACAAGAGGCAGUCAGGGAAAAGGCUUCAGAAUUUCACUAUCAUGAACAGAUUUAUCAUAGUUUCCUAGUCCAGAGAAGCAAGAUCAAUUGGAUUAGGAAUGGGGAUGUGAACUCCUCUUUCUUUCAUGCUUUCCUGAAGAAGAGGAAAGCUGUGAAUUCUAUUGGUUCAUUUAUUAAUGAAAAUGGGGAAAUAAAAGCAGCGUUGUUUAGUAUUCCUAAUACUAAAUCGCCUGGUCCUGAUGGCUAUGGUUCCGGUUUCUUCAAAUCUAUGUGGAAGGAUAUUGGUCAGGAUAUUUGCUCAGCAAUUACUCAUAGUUUCGCCAUGGGCCAUUUUCCUAAAGAGCUGUAUGAAACAACUUUAUCCUUUAUUCCUAAAGUUGCGAAUCCAGCUAGGGCCUCCGAUUACAGACCUAUCGCUUAUGAUGUAAUCCUGUUUUGUAAAGGCUCUGUAGAGGCUGUGACUGUCCUAAAAGACUCUCUUAUGAAGUUUAAUGAUGCUUCUGGGUUGGCUAUUAAUUCUAAGAAGUCCCAAGUUUAUUUUGGAGGGGUAAUAGCAGAGGAUAGGAUUGAGAUUCAGCAGGUUCUGCAACUUCCAGCUGGGUCCUUUCCUUUGCAUUAUCUUGGAGUGCCAUCGAGGCCUACAAAAUGGAAGCACAUGGACUGUGAAAUCAUUAUCCAAAAGAUGAGAGUGAAGUUGUUUUCCUGGUCAAGUAAACACCUAUCUUAUGCAGGUCGUUUACUUCUCAUUCAAACUGUCUUGGCUGGUUUAAGGAAUUUCUGGAUGUCUGUUUUCAACUUACCUCAAAGUAUCAUUAAGGAAGUGGAAAAGUUGUGCAGGCAGUUUCUUUGGGGGGCCUCAGGAACUCGAAGCAAGUUUCAUUUGGCUUCUUGGUAUCAAGUUUUCUUGCCUAAGGCGUACGGUGGUCUUGGUCUUAGGGAUGGUUCUAGCUGGAAUAGGGCCCUUCUCGCCAGGAAUAGGUUCUGUGAAAGAGAGAUCCUGGCUGCUGGUUUAUCAGGGAUAUUCAAGCCUUCUAAGCUGUAUAACAGCUCCCUAAACCAGCAAGUUGUAGCUUACAAGAAUGGGAUCUGGUGUCGCACUAUUCUCCUUAAGCAUAGGUUUUUAUUAUGGAUGGCUGUAAACUCAUUCCUCCUAACUAGAGACAACUUGGCCAAAUGUACCAUUGACAGCCUUCUGUGCCCUGUUUGUGAAGACCAGUGGGAAAGUCACAGCCACCUAUUCUUUGACUGCUGUUUGUCCAAGAAAGUACUGAAGUGA